AUGUCAACACAAACAGGAUUUGAUCUCAACAAGUAUUUGGGACGGGGACCGUCUACAAAGAAAACAGAAGAAGUUGUGAAAUAUAAUGAGCGUCGAUUCAACCAAGCGGCACUUUUUUAUGGAUGUGUAAUAUUGACAUAUCUAUCCUCGAAAAUAGCAUAUAGAGGAGUUGUCAAACGCAGAUAUAAUCCCACAUUUUUUCAACACAAUAAUCUUCCGCCAAGAACUUCCUUUUAUAAAGAUGCUUUAUGUGCUUUAGGAGAUGCAACAAUGCUUGCAGUAACAUCCAUGGCUACCUUUACUACCGGAACAUUCUGGUACUUUGACAUCUCCAACUUGCACGAAUUUGGAUACAAGAUGAGGAAUUGGCUUGGGGGAAAAGAGUCCGAGGAAAGACUACGGAGCAUGCCUGAAGACAAGGAGACGGAGGAGAUGGGAAAGAAAUUGACUGAAUUUAUUAACAACGACAAAAAGUAA
Molecule: messenger RNA, 477 nt
Organism: Brettanomyces bruxellensis
Lineage: Eukaryota; Fungi; Ascomycota; Pichiomycetes; Pichiales; Pichiaceae
Exons: 1
Coding region: 1-477 (158 amino acids)
Cellular component (GO): mitochondrion
Source: RefSeq, a predicted model, not a curated record